This is a messenger RNA of Juglans microcarpa x Juglans regia, 935 nucleotides long. RefSeq names its product 50S ribosomal protein L16, chloroplastic-like. The transcript has 3 exons. Lineage: Eukaryota; Viridiplantae; Streptophyta; Magnoliopsida; Fagales; Juglandaceae. Gene Ontology annotation, cellular component: mitochondrial large ribosomal subunit; ribosome. Gene Ontology annotation, biological process: mitochondrial translation. Bases 249 to 686 code for a protein of 145 amino acids. Gene Ontology annotation, molecular function: structural constituent of ribosome; rRNA binding. The record is from RefSeq and is a predicted model, not a curated record.
UUUUGUGGCCCAUUAACAGCCUCUGCGACGCAUUCAUCCUCCGUCCCUCUUGGAAAAUUCUACUCCUAGGUCUUUCACACACUUGCAACAGUUCUAUGCAGGCAGUAGGUGAAAUGUGAACCCAUCACUCGACGACGACGAAGGCGACUUCUUCAGUCUGGAGUAAUCUGGGCCUGUGAUUGACUUUGCUUGUCCUGUCCUUGAUCAUUGUAUAUAGUUAUAUACAUUGAAUAAGCCAGCUGAACGAUAUGGAUAGAUCUUCCAAAAUGGCUCUUGGGUGGCUGAAACAGCGUAAAGGAAGAAUUCACGGAGUAUCUUGUAGAGGCAAUCGAAUCAGCUUCGGCAAAUUUGCUCUUCAGGCACUUGAACCAGGGCUGAUCUCAUCCAGACAAAUAGAAGCAGGGCGGCGAGCAAUUACCCGAAAUUUGCAGCGGAGCGGAAAAAUAUGGACUCGAGUGUUUGCAGACAAGCCGGUAACAGCAAGACCUGCAGAAACACGCAUGGGUAGAGGGAAAGGAGCCACCAAAUAUUGGGCAGCCGUGGUCAAACCGGGGAGAAUACUUUAUGAAAUUGGCGGAGCUGUAGAAAAUAUAGCCAGAAAGGCAAUUUCAGUGGCCGCAUCGAAAAUGCCCAUACGAACAAAAUUCAUCACUGGCUCUAGUACACGGUCGAAGGGGGAAAAUUAACAAGUUUUCCCUUAUCAGAAAGGAUAUUGGUGAUUGCAGGGAUCAUCCUUCUAAAUGCUGAGUAUGCAGAAUCAGCUUUGUUUUUGUGCCUAGAAGCUUCAUUAUGAGAGUUCUUUUGAAUUUUGUAUUUGAAUCAAUCUCUAGAUUCAUGGAGCAUUGUACUCUUUGUGGAAUUAGUCUUGCUAAGCAAUUCAUGGGUGGAAUAAUUUUUAGCAUGAAUAUCUCAGAAUCUUAAAUUAGUUUGAUUUA